AUGUCUGAUAGCGAGUCAAUCUCCGAGCGUGAGCCCAAUGCGUUCAAUGAGGAGUCAUCGGAAGGUCUCUUUGACUCCGAUGGUGAAGCGGCAGGGCCUGAUGCCGAGAAUGGAAGUGAUACCGAUGUUGAGAUACUCGGUGAAGGGCCCAGCUCCGUUCCAAUACACGGCAUCGGAAAGGGGCUAAUGACCACUCCGGUGCCGUUGUCCAUUAUCUAUAGCGACGGCCGCCAUGUGGGUCUAGGCAUGCCUGGGGAGGCGAGCGCUAGUCGCCAGUCAGAGGCCUUCACUUCCGGCCGUGGAGAUUCAGUUGCCGAACCAUCUGCCCGGCCGAGGGUAUCGGUAGUCUAUCCCAGCAAUCCUAGGGUGCCGAUGGGAGUUCCUAAGGAGCUCGUCUUCAGCGUAGAUUAUUUGGAGCCUAACAGGAUCACCGAGAGGGAGAUUGCGAGGUUUCGUGCUGAUCCGAAGGAUGGCGAAGUCGUCUUUUUCACGGACGUACUUCUGCAAGGGGUGAUGCUCCCUUUACAGCCUGCCGUUCAGAGGAUCCUAGCGCAGAUAGGCUAUGCUCCCGACCAGUUCAACCCCAACUUCUGGGUGGCGCUAAUGGGUGUGGUCACAGCCUUCGGCAUGGCUGGCGAGGGAGAGCCUUCGUACGAGUAG
Prunus armeniaca (apricot) is the source of this 660-nucleotide messenger RNA. The record is from the annotation of a GenBank genome assembly. Lineage: Eukaryota; Viridiplantae; Streptophyta; Magnoliopsida; Rosales; Rosaceae.